Messenger RNA from Psammomys obesus (fat sand rat), 6710 nucleotides. RefSeq names its product IQ motif and Sec7 domain ArfGEF 3 (gene Iqsec3). The transcript is spliced from 14 exons. Gene Ontology annotation, molecular function: guanyl-nucleotide exchange factor activity; protein binding. Lineage: Eukaryota; Metazoa; Chordata; Mammalia; Rodentia; Muridae. The record is from RefSeq and is a predicted model, not a curated record. Gene Ontology annotation, biological process: actin cytoskeleton organization; regulation of ARF protein signal transduction. Bases 88 to 3693 code for a protein of 1201 amino acids.
CCGCCGGGGCUGCUGGGCUCCUGCGCGCUCACGCUCCCCGCCGCCCGCCGAGGCGCAGGCAGGGCGCAGGCGGCGGCGGCGGGCGGCAUGGAGAGCCUGCUGGAGAACCCGGUGCGCGCCGUGCUCUACCUCAAGGAGCUCACGGCCAUCGUGCAGAACCAGCAAAGCCUCAUCCACACCCAGCGCCAGCGCAUCGAUGAGCUGGAGCGGCGUCUAGACGAGCUGAGCGCCGAGAACCGCAGCCUGUGGGAACACCAGCAGCUGCUGCAAGCCCAGCCUCCUCCGGGGCUCGUCCCCCCGGCGUCUGCCCCACUGCCUGCUCCUGCAGCCACCGCUCCGGCCGCCACUGCGGCCCAGGAGCCGCUUCAGGACCACGGACAGCUCGUGCCGGCCUCGCCAGAGCCACCACUUCAGCACCACGGACAGCUCCUGGCGCAGCCCCAGCCUGGCCCCAGCAGCAAGGUUCAGGCUCCCCAGUCGCCCCAUCAGCACUCAGUGGUACCUGGGGCUGUAGCCGAGAAGGAGAAGGAGCGUCCCUCGAGUUGUUGUGCUGCCACCGGAGCCCUCCUUCAGCACACAUCCCCCGCCGCCCUCGGCAAGGGCGUCCUGAGCAGGAGACCCGAGAAUGAGACUGUGCUCCACCAAUUCUGCUGCCCCGCCGCUGACACCGAGCAGAAGCCUGCCUGCUCCGACCUGGCUUCCCAAAGUGAUGGCUCCUGUGCCCAGGCCGGUGGGGGCAUGGAGGACUCCGUGGUGGCAGCGGUGGCAGCCGGCAGACCCAGUGCCCAUGCCCCGAAGGCUCAAGCCCCGGAGCUACAGCAGGAGGAGGAGCGGCCGGGGGCGGGGGGCUCCCCACGGGCUGGCCCCCUCCGCGCAGCCUCCCCCGGCCAGCAGCAGCCUGCCCUGGCGACGGCUCUCUGCUCCCACACCCCUGCUGCCUCCGAGUACGAGCUCUCCCUUGACCUAAAGAAUAAACAGAUUGAAAUGCUAGAACACAAGUACGGGGGCCAUCUGGUAUCCCGACGCGCCGCGUGCACCAUCCAAACCGCCUUCCGCCAGUACCAGCUCAGCAAGAACUUCGAGAAGAUCCGGAACUCGCUCCUGGAGAGCCGCCUGCCUCGGCGCAUCUCGCUGCGCAAGGUCCGGGCGCCCACGGCCGAGAGUCUGGUGGCAGAGAAGGCGCUCCUGGAGGGCUGCGGGCUGCUGGGGCUCCCGCUGGGGCGCUCGCCUUCCCUGCCGCCCACCCUGGCGGGCUCGCUCACCGAACUGGAGGACUCCUUCACCGAGCAGGUGCAGUCUCUGGCCAAGUCCAUCGACGACGCCCUCAGCACCUGGAGCCUCAAGACGAUGUGCUCGCUGCAGGAGAGUGGCGCCUACCAGCUUCACCAGGCGCUGCACCCGAAGCCCGGCCCCGGGGAGACCGAAGCGCAGGACGCCCCGGUGUCCGGAGAGGAGCCCGGCGGCCUGCCGCAGGGUCACGGCGGUACCCUCAUGAUGGCUUUUCGGGACGUCACGGUGCAGAUCGCCAGCCAGAACAUCUCCGUCUCCUCCUCCACCGCCCUGUCGGUGGCCAACUGUCUGGGCACGCAGACCGCCCAGGCCACAGGCGAGCCGGCGGCUGUCCAGACCGAGCCGGGGGACGGCGCGGCGCCGGAGGUCUCGGAAGCCCCGGCCUCGGGACAGAGGGAGCCUCCGGGUGAGGACUCAGAGGCGGCGGCGGAGAGCCGCUCCCAGAGCGCGCGCGAACCCGCGGCGGCCGAGGUGGUGGUGGAGGAGGAGGCGGCGGUGGCCGCGGAGGCCGAGGAGGAAGAGGAAGGGGCCGGGCCGGCGGGGAAAGGGGCGGAGGCCGAGCCCGCGGACAGCUCCGAGCAGUGGAGCAGCGGCAGCGCUUCCACCAAGUCGGCCAAGUCUGCCUCGGAGGUUUCCGCCAACGCCUCCAAGGAGGCCCUGCAGGCGGUGAUCCUGAGCCUGCCGCGCUACCACUGCGAGAACCCGGCCAGCUGCAGGUCCCCCACGCUCUCCACCGACACCCUGCGCAAGCGCCUGUACCGCAUCGGCCUCAACCUCUUCAACCUAAACCCGGACAAAGGCAUCCAGUUCCUGAUCUCCCGUGGCUUCAUCCCCGACACCCCCAUUGGUGUGGCCCACUUCCUCCUCCAGCGGAAAGGCCUCAGCCGCCAGAUGAUAGGAGAGUUCCUGGGCAACAGCAAGAAGCCCUUCAACCGCGACGUGCUGGACUGUGUGGUAGAUGAAAUGGACUUUUCCAACAUGGAGCUGGACGAAGCCCUGAGGAAGUUUCAAGCCCACAUCCGAGUGCAGGGGGAAGCCCAGAAGGUGGAGCGCCUCAUAGAAGCUUUCAGCCAGCGCUACUGCAUGUGCAACCCCGAGGUGGUACAGCAGUUUCACAACCCAGACACCAUCUUCAUCCUGGCCUUUGCCAUCAUCCUUCUCAACACCGACAUGUACAGCCCCAACAUCAAACCCGACCGGAAGAUGAUGCUGGAAGACUUCAUCCGAAACCUCCGAGGUGUGGAUGAUGGCGCCGACAUCCCCAGAGAGCUGGUGGUUGGCAUCUAUGAAAGGAUCCAGCAGAAGGAGCUCAAAUCCAAUGAGGACCAUGUCACAUACGUCACCAAGGUGGAGAAGUCCAUCGUGGGCAUGAAGACGGUGCUGUCCAUGCCUCACCGCCGCCUGGUCUGCUGUAGCCGGCUCUUUGAGGUGACGGAUGUGAACAAGCUGCAGAAGCAAGCCGCGCACCAGAGAGAAGUGUUCCUCUUCAACGAUCUGCUGGUGAUUCUCAAGCUGUGCCCAAAGAAGAAGAGCUCCUUCACGUACACCUUCUGCAAGGCAGUGGGCCUGUUAGGCAUGCGAUUUCACCUCUUUGAGAAUGAGUACUACUCCCAUGGCAUCACUCUGGCAACUCCGCUCUCGGGCUCCGAGAAGAAGCAGGUGCUGCACUUCUGCGCCCUGGGCUCCGACGAGAUGCAGAAGUUCGUGGAGGACCUGAAGGAGUCCAUCGCCGAGGUGACGGAGCUGGAGCAGAUUAGGAUAGAGUGUAAGGACCGGCCCCGGCUGCCACGGCGGAGAGGGGAACUGGAGAAGCAGCAGGGGACAAAGACACUCUCUGUAAGGUCCGCUGGAGCCCAGGGGGACCCACAGUCGAAGCAAGGAUCACCCACAGCCAAAAGGGAAGCGAUGGCAGGAGAGAAAGCGGCGGAGAGCUCGGGGGAGGUGUCAAUUCACAACAGGCUUCAAACGUCCCAGCACAGCCCCAGGUUGGGGGUCGAGAGGGGAGCGCCAGCACCAUCACCACCAACAUCACCACCACCGUUGCCGCCAGACCCACAGCCUAGCCCCCUGAGGGAGCAGCCCCCACCGCUGCCACUGCCGCCACCCACACCCCCAGGCACCCUGGUGCAGUGCCAGCAAAUUGUCAAGGUCAUUGUCCUGGACAAACCAUGCUUGGCCCGCAUGGAGCCCCUGCUGAGCCAGGCUCUGUCCUGCUAUGCCUCAUCCUCCUCAGACUCCUGUGGCUCCACACCCUUGCGGGGUCCAGGAUCCCCAGUUAAGGUCAUCCACCAGCCUCCACUGCCCCCACCGCCACCCCCAUACAACCACCCUCAUCAGUUCUGCCCGCCAGGCUCUCUGCUGCUCCGUCGCCGCUAUUCCAGUGGCUCAAGGAGCCUGGUGUAGGCUCUGCCCUUAGCAACCAGCUGUUCCAAUGGGCUGUCCUUCAGGAAUCUGGGCUGCCCCUUGCCACUCCUCACGUCUUAGCAUAAUGCCUUCCUGGCCACUGAUCACUGUUGUGGAAAGGGAGUGCCCCUGGCAAGAUGGUUUGCUUCACUAAAUUGCUUUAGUACUUUGCCACAAACAUGUAACACCACCUCACUCUUCCUAGGGGUCCCACAUAGCCAGAUGGGCCAUGCCUUUACCUCUGUGUUCACCAUGCUCCCCUAACAAGACUGUAGAAGGAAACUAUAUGAAGGAAACUGAAGCCAAAGGGCCUGUGGGCUGAUGGGCUUGCAGUCUUGGUCUAUUAGUCCAUGCCUUCGGCCAAUAGACAAGAGCAAAAGGCUGAACUUGCCAGCAACACACCCCAGGACAGGGCAGGCUAUCCUAGCAUAAUGUGCCAUCUAUGGCCAAGCUGAAGAAAGGAAAGCUAGCCCUGGUUCCCUGGAGGGACCUGAGAUUAACAGGGAGGGUGCUUGGUCUGCUCUUCCUGUCAUCCAACCCGUAGUUGGGGGCCUGGUUCUCAGCUCCCAGGGACAUUAUCUCCCUUAAACCACCCCAAGAAUUGUCUCCUGCCACCCCAAAAGUUCUGAGCUACCCAGAUCCAGGAAAGAUCCAAGAAAGAGGAGGGGGCAGGGUAUUUAGUUCUGCCUGGGUCAGUGCAGCACGGCCCUGGGAGGUCCUAUCUGCAAAGCUCGCUUUCUGAAAGCAUUUCUCGGUUCUCCUGCCUCAAACAUUUAGCCAGUACCAAAUGCACACAGGCAGUUAUCCAUAAACACACGUGAGAACCGAGUUGAUUUCACUUCCUUGUGGAACCAGAAGCAAGGGGAUGGGCUGCCAGUCCGCCCAGCGGAGGUGUGACUCGGCCUGGAGUCAGGGCUUCCUGGCGUCUGACCGCAGCCUCUGUGCACAGACAAGGCAAAGCAGUAGGGACCUAGGGUCACUGUGUCACCCUGCUGCCCUAGCCUUGAAACAGUCCCUUCCUGGCAAAUGCAGACUGGCUCCCAGCAGGGAAGGCCGAGAGUUCCAGGACAUUCAAAACUGCAGAGCAGAGCCAAGCAGGGCCCAUCAGACUUCCAGGCCUGCCAGGACCAGAAUCAGCACAGAUAGCCCUGGCCCUCCAGAGCCUCGGACAGAUGAGGCAUCCCCGAAGACCACAGGAAGGGGGGUGUCAUAGGAUGUCACAUUCAUGGCAUCUUCAGGGACCAUCUGUCACAAGCCAGGCCAGCCUCCUUUGUCCUGUGCCAACAGCUAUUCCUGACCUUCCUCAAGACGCUAUCCCAGUCAGAGCCUGUUUUUAAAGUUUUAAAGAGAGGAGAGAAGCACAGUGAAUGCUGCCAUGGUUGGAAGUGACUUGGCUUCUUCUGGUCCCUACUAUACACUCCAAAACUCAAUGCUUUGGACCAGAUAGGAGGCAGAAGUAACCCAGACUCUUAGAGGGACCAAAUGACCUCAUUUCGUGCACAUGCAUGUAAGUUUAUGGUUCGUGCGUGAGUGCCUGUGUGUAUCCUCACCCAGAGGUCAUUGUGAUAUCACCCAGGGAGCUUCUGGCCCAUUCCUGUAACUCUUGGCCAAUAAUGCUCUCUCCCCAGGGACUCCCAGCCUGUGAUUUUUCUGAGUUGGCUGCCUUGGGUCCCUCCGUGGAACACCUGUAUUUCAGAAAAUAAUCAGAACCUGUCGGAGUGGAACAGCUUAGACACCUCCCCCAGCUGGGCCAGGGCAGAAAGGGUUAGGGCUUGGGGAAAGCACAGAGCUUCGGGUGGGACAGGAUGAAGGAGAGGGCUGAAAAUAGAGGGAAAUUCAUGACUAGUAGGGAGGAAAGAUGUGAGUUACAGCCCUGGAGAGCUCACUUCCCUUUGCCGAGUCCUGCUCCCUGCUCACACCUGGCUUCACGCUAACAACACCCUCUGUCCCUCCAGCCUCAGCUGAAGCCUGACUUUCCAGAUGAGCUCCUGCCUCAGCAGCAGUCUGGAGGCUGGCCUGCAUGGGCAGGCUCUGGGGGCCCAGAUUCUCAGGCAUCAUGCACCUUUCUCCAGGGCGAGGUUGCUACAGUAGCUGACCUAGACCCUGCUAGCAGGAGCAGAGCCCUGCACAGGAAGUCACACUGCUCGGGGCCACAAACUAGAACAGUCCUGAGCUGGCUUUGAGCCCCAGUAGCUCAGGGCAGGGAGGAACUGAUGGACCUUACUGGUCAGGCAAAGUUAGAGUCCCCAGCUUGGGUUGUAUUUCUCCCCUGACCGGACAACCUUCAAAUGGUAGGAUUCAUCUGUAUCUCAGUCCCCAGAAAGCUGGAAGCAGCCUCCUGCCCCUUCCCAUGGUAGUGGCAAUGUCAGGGCCUGCAUUUCUUUCCAGAAAGAGGCUCUUGAGACUCCAGUUGUCUCAAAAUUAAGGGAGCAGUGGAGUGCUAGCUGAGCUCCCAGAUCCAAGCACUCUGAGAUACCCUCAUCCAUCAGCUUUCUAGGCCUUACUUUGGGGAUCCCGGGCCCCUCUCCCAAUGUAUCCAUUUGGCCCCAAGUCCAGAAUCAAACAAUCAAAUGGGUGGCGGAAGCACCUUUCCUACCUGCCUUUAGCCACUCCCACCUCCAGUUCGAAUGCAGGCCCUGUCUUGGCAACCUUUCCUGGAAACCAACCUGUCUGUCUUUUCGUCCGCAAAGAUGUUUUGCUCCCACAAAUAUGUAUCGGUCCUGGGUCUUUGAUCCCCCACUCAACCUGUCCAGAGCCUGCCAGAAUGUCUCUGUGACCCAGUAGGGGUUCCUGAUGUCAUUCAUCUGUCUGUCUCGGCAUCAGCUGUCCAUCUUCCUGCGGUACCUCUCCUCCCUGCUCACCCUCACCGGAUGGAGUGGCAGUUCUCUGGAGACAGGCAGGGUGGCUGCACUCAGCAACUAAUCCAAAUGGCAAAUAUUUUGUAACAAAAUAGCCCAGAGGUAUUUUAUCUGUUCAAUUCAUAGAGUUUUAGAGAUUCUAUUGAAAUGUGUCACUUG